This is a messenger RNA of Oncorhynchus kisutch (coho salmon), 1119 nucleotides long. Its product is annotated as serine/threonine-protein phosphatase PP1-beta catalytic subunit-like. The transcript has 9 exons. Bases 88 to 1104 code for a protein of 338 amino acids. Gene Ontology annotation, molecular function: protein serine/threonine phosphatase activity. Gene Ontology annotation, cellular component: nucleus; cytoplasm. The record is from RefSeq and is a predicted model, not a curated record. Lineage: Eukaryota; Metazoa; Chordata; Actinopteri; Salmoniformes; Salmonidae.
ACCGUUUGUACAGUAGUAGACCACGCCCUCUGCUGGUGAGCACGACGUAGUUCUCUCUGCGUAGUAGUUUUUAGUGUUUCAAAGAAAAUGGCGGAAAGCGAGCUCAACGUUGACAGCAUCAUCUCUCGAUUGCUUGAAGUACGAGGAUGUCGUCCAGGGAAGAUAGUCCAGAUGACGGAGGCGGAGGUGCGGGGGUUGUGCAUCAAGUCCCGGGAGAUCUUCCUCAGUCAGCCCAUUCUACUGGAGCUGGAGGCUCCGCUCAAAAUCUGCGGUGAUAUCCAUGGCCAGUACACAGACCUGCUGCGGCUCUUUGAGUACGGGGGCUUCCCGCCGGAGGCUAACUACCUGUUCCUGGGAGACUACGUGGACCGAGGCAAGCAGUCCCUGGAGACCAUCUGUCUACUGCUGGCCUACAAGAUCAAAUACCCCGAGAACUUCUUCCUACUCAGAGGCAACCACGAGUGUGCUUCCAUCAACCGCAUCUACGGUUUCUAUGAUGAGUGCAAACGCAGAUUCAACAUAAAGCUGUGGAAGACCUUCACAGAUUGCUUCAACUGUCUGCCCAUCGCCGCUAUAAUCGAUGAGAAGAUCUUCUGCUGCCAUGGAGGUCUCUCUCCUGAUCUACAGUCCAUGGAGCAAAUUCGACGCAUCAUGAGGCCAACCGAUGUCCCUGACACAGGACUGCUGUGUGAUCUGCUGUGGUCGGAUCCAGACAAAGACGUGCAGGGAUGGGGUGAAAACGACCGGGGCGUCUCCUUCACCUUUGGGGCUGACGUGGUCAGCAAGUUCCUCAACCGCCACGACCUGGACCUCAUCUGCAGAGCCCACCAGGUUGUUGAGGACGGCUAUGAGUUUUUUGCCAAACGGCAGCUGGUGACGCUGUUCUCGGCUCCCAACUACUGCGGGGAGUUUGAUAACGCUGGGGGCAUGAUGAGCGUUGACGAGUCCCUCAUGUGUUCCUUUCAGAUUUUGAAGCCGUCAGAGAAAAAAGCUAAGUACCAGUAUGGAGGGGUGAACUCGGGACGCCCCGUAACCCCGCCCCGUACUGCCCAAGCCCCCAAGAAGAGGGUGCCUUUCAAACCAGUGCAUCGGCGGAGGACCUAGUGUUGUCUUCCAGAA